Bipolaris sorokiniana ND90Pr is the source of this 1350-nucleotide messenger RNA. RefSeq lists its product as uncharacterized. The record is from RefSeq and is a predicted model, not a curated record. Gene Ontology annotation, molecular function: DNA binding; zinc ion binding. The coding region runs from base 1 to 1350 and encodes 449 amino acids. Gene Ontology annotation, biological process: DNA-templated transcription. NCBI's taxonomy places the organism in Eukaryota, Fungi, Ascomycota, Dothideomycetes, Pleosporales, Pleosporaceae. The transcript has 5 exons. Gene Ontology annotation, cellular component: nucleus.
AUGGAAUAUCUAGGAUUUCCUUCGCCGUCGGCACAAGGACUCAAGACGACAAGCAUAGUCUGUGGCCUAACAGGGGACAUGGACCCAUACCUUCUGCAAAGAUAUAAUGUUGGCCCUGAUGAUAACUUCGUCUUCAAACGACUAGCAGUUCGUUCAGUGAGGCAGAAUAUCCAUCCAGUUCAACUUCUACACAAUCAUUCUCUUCGCAAACAGCUAGAGAAGCUUGUGAGUCCUGAUGUGGGUGUCAAGUUGAUCUCUUUAUUCUUUCGAUUCGUGUACCCUCAUUUUCCAAUCCUUUCUCCAGCGCAAUCAGCAGAGCCCGAGCGAUCGAAUCCUUCUAAUCUUGCCGUAAUAUAUCUAGUUACACUACCAUUUGUCGGCUUUGACGACUAUCUCUCCGUUCAGAUAGCAUACGAUCUUCCCGAUGCAGAAGAACUAUGGAAUCUUUCGUUGAAUGUGUUGCAUCAGGAGCUGCAUGAGCUAGACUUGUCUGUACUACAAACGUUGGUCCUGCUGCUAAUUUCGCCUCCACAUAAGCCGCUCAUGCCAGAUUAUGCGACAAAGUGGUCGCUUGUUGGCACAACGGUGACCGUUGCACAGACACUGGGCUUGCACUUCAACUCCACUUUUUGGAGUAUACCAAAUGCCGAGAUAGAGCUGAGGAAGCGGUUGUGGUGGACCGUCAAGAUGAUUGUCUGGCAUGCUGCUGUCUUGGGCCGGAGCUGCCUCAUACAUGAUGACGAUUGGCUCGUUCUGCCACCAUCUCUAGACGGUUUUUCAGAAGAAGAAAGAACAACGCUAUUUCCUGCGCAAUUCAUUCAUAUCGCUGCUGCCGACAGCCAGUCUGCGUCGCAAGACGAAGAAAUCAGUCUAUCAGAUGCAUUGUUUCUCGGAGGCCAUUUUGUUAAAGUACUUCUCUUUCGAGCUAUACUGAGGCCCUUCAAUGCUUUGAGAUACAGAACAGUGCCCACUAGUUCUACUGAUGAGCAUAGGGAGCUUGAAGCGUGCCGACUGGCACGAGCAGGAGCAAAAGGUUGCAUCGCUAGCUUUGUGGCAUUCACGUCCAAUCUAAAGAGCAGCUGGAUUUACGGAUUUUGGCCUUUCUGGUGCACGCUGGGCUGGUCGACAUUGUGCAAUCUCGCACUUUUGCUUCACGCGACAGCAGAUAGCCCCGAAGAAGCGCAAGAAUGCAGGACCCUUCUCGACCAGGCCCGGAUAGCUGUCCGAUUACAAUCAAAAUCACUAGAUAUUCUAAGAUUCUCGUUAUUGCGCAUCCAUUCAAUCUUUUGGAAAGGUCUAGACAGCGUUUUCAUAAGAAACGGAAUCGUAGGAAACAUGAGUUUUGGAUAG